Molecule: messenger RNA, 3322 nt
Organism: Artibeus jamaicensis (Jamaican fruit-eating bat)
Lineage: Eukaryota; Metazoa; Chordata; Mammalia; Chiroptera; Phyllostomidae
Gene: TLK2
Product: tousled like kinase 2
Biological process (GO): chromosome segregation; intracellular signal transduction; peptidyl-serine phosphorylation
Cellular component (GO): nucleus
Molecular function (GO): protein serine/threonine kinase activity; ATP binding
Source: RefSeq, a predicted model, not a curated record
GGGGCCGGGCGGAAGAUGGGGGAGGCCCAGGCGGCCCCGGCCUGGCAGUGGGGCCGACGGCUGGCGGGGAGAGGGGGCCCCGGCAGCUGGAGGCCCCGGCAGUCUCCCCGGCGCCCCCGAGAGCUGGCCCGCCCUCCCAUCGUGACAGAAAUGAUGGAAGAAUUGCAUAGCUUGGACCCACGACGGCAGGAAUUAUUAGAGGCCAGGUUUACUGGAGUUGGUGUUAGUAAGGGGCCACUCAAUAGCGAGUCUUCAAACCAGAGCUUGUGCAGUGUGGGGUCUUUGAGUGAUAAAGAAGUAGAGACUCCUGAGAAAAAGCAGAAUGACCAGCGAAACCGGAAAAGAAAAGCUGAACCAUAUGAAACUAGCCAAGGGAAAGGCACUCCUAGGGGACAUAAAAUUAGUGAUUACUUUGAGUUUGCUGGGGGAAGCGGGCCAGGAACCAGCCCUGGCAGAAGUGUUCCACCAGUUGCACGAUCCUCACCGCAACAUUCCUUAUCCAAUCCCUUACCGCGGCGAGUAGAACAGCCCCUCUAUGGUUUAGAUGGCAGCACUGCAAAGGAGGUAUCGGAGGAGCAGUCUGCUCUGCCAACCCUGAUGUCCGUGAUGCUAGCAAAACCUCGGCUCGACACGGAGCAGCUGGCACAGAGGGGAGGUGGCCUCUGCUUCACUUUUGUUUCAGCUCAGCAAAACAGUCCCUCUUCUACAGGAUCUGGUAACACAGAGCAUUCCUGCAGCUCCCAGAAACAGAUCUCCAUCCAGCACAGACAGACUCAGUCUGACCUCACAAUAGAAAAAAUAUCUGCACUAGAAAACAGUAAGAAUUCUGACUUAGAGAAGAAGGAAGGAAGAAUAGAUGAUUUGUUAAGAGCCAACUGUGAUUUGAGACGGCAGAUUGAUGAACAGCAAAAAAUGCUAGAGAAAUACAAAGAACGAUUAAAUCGAUGUGUGACAAUGAGCAAAAAACUCCUUAUAGAAAAGUCAAAACAAGAGAAGAUGGCAUGUAGAGAUAAGAGCAUGCAAGACCGCUUGAGAUUGGGCCAUUUUACCACUGUCCGACACGGGGCCUCUUUUACUGAACAGUGGACAGAUGGUUAUGCUUUCCAGAACCUUAUCAAGCAACAGGAAAGGAUAAAUUCACAGAGGGAAGAAAUAGAAAGACAACGGAAAAUGUUAGCAAAGCGGAAACCUCCUGCAAUGGGACAGGUGCCUCCAGCAACCAAUGAGCAGAAACAGCGGAAAAGCAAGACCAAUGGAGCUGAAAAUGAAACGUUAACAUUAGCAGAAUACCAUGAACAAGAAGAAAUCUUCAAACUCAGAUUAGGUCAUCUUAAGAAGGAGGAAGCAGAAAUCCAGGCAGAGCUGGAAAGGCUAGAAAGGGUUAGAAAUCUACAUAUCAGGGAACUAAAAAGGAUACAUAAUGAAGAUAAUUCACAAUUUAAAGAUCAUCCAACGCUAAAUGACAGAUAUUUGUUGUUACAUCUUUUGGGUAGAGGAGGUUUCAGUGAAGUUUAUAAGGCAUUUGACCUAACAGAACAAAGAUAUGUAGCUGUGAAAAUUCACCAGUUAAAUAAAAACUGGAGAGAUGAAAAAAAGGAGAAUUACCACAAGCAUGCAUGUAGGGAAUACCGGAUUCACAAAGAACUGGAUCAUCCCAGAAUAGUUAAGUUGUACGAUUACUUUUCACUGGACACUGACUCGUUUUGUACGGUAUUAGAAUACUGUGAGGGGAAUGAUCUGGACUUCUACCUGAAACAGCACAAAUUAAUGUCGGAGAAAGAGGCUCGAUCCAUUAUCAUGCAGAUUGUGAAUGCUUUAAAGUACUUAAAUGAAAUAAAACCUCCCAUCAUACACUAUGACCUCAAACCAGGUAAUAUUCUUUUAGUAAAUGGUACAGCAUGUGGAGAGAUAAAAAUUACAGAUUUUGGUCUUUCCAAGAUCAUGGAUGAUGAUAGCUACAAUUCAGUGGAUGGCAUGGAGCUAACAUCACAAGGUGCUGGUACUUAUUGGUAUUUACCACCAGAGUGUUUUGUGGUUGGGAAAGAACCACCAAAGAUCUCAAAUAAAGUUGAUGUCUGGUCAGUGGGUGUGAUCUUCUACCAGUGUCUUUAUGGAAGGAAGCCUUUUGGCCAUAACCAGUCCCAGCAAGACAUUCUACAAGAAAAUACUAUUCUUAAAGCUACUGAAGUGCAGUUUCCGCCAAAGCCAGUAGUAACACCUGAAGCAAAGGCAUUUAUUCGACGAUGCUUGGCCUACCGAAAGGAGGACCGCAUCGAUGUCCAGCAGCUGGCCUGUGACCCCUACUUGCUGCCUCACAUCCGAAAGUCGGUCUCCACGAGUAGCCCUGCUGGAGCUGCUAUUGCGUCAACCUCUGGGGCGUCCAAUAACAGUUCUUCGAAUUGAGACCCACUCCUAGGCCACAAACUGUUCAACACACACAGAGUGGACAAAUGGCAUUCAGCAGCGGGUUUGGAACAUAGCGAAUCCGAAUGGAUCUCAUGAAACCUGUACCAGGUGCUUUUAUUUUCUUGCUUUUUUUCCCAUCCAUAGAGCAUGACAGCAUCGAUUCUCAUUGAGGAGAAACCUUGGGCACCUCUGGCCAGGCCUCAUAGGAAAAGGCCCCGCCCAAGGUUCCGGCGUCAACGGCCACUGUGUGUGGCUGCUCUGAGUGAGGAAAAAAUUAAAAAGAAAAACUGGUUCCAUGUACUGUGAACUUGAAAACAUGCAGACUCAGGGGGGUCCCUGAUGCAGUGCUUCAGAUGAAGAAUGUGGACUUGAAAAUACAGACUGGGCUAGUCCAGUGUCUGUCUAUAUUUAAACUUGUUUUUUCUUUUAAUAAAGUUUAGGUAACAUCUCCUGAAAAGCUUGCAGCACAAAGGCUCAGCUGGGGAUGGUGUUUGACUUCGGAGGAAAAAAGUUGCUAUUGCCCGUUAAAGGCACUAGAGUUAGUGUUUUAUCCCUAAAUAAUUUCAAUUUUUAAAAACAUGGAGCUUCCCUCCCCCCUUUUUUAUUUUUGAAGAAUACAUUUGGUCAUAAAGUGAAACCCGUAUUAGCAAGUACGUGGCACUGUUCAUUCCAAUCAGAUGCAGCUUUCUCCUCCGUCUGGUCUCCUGUGUGCAAUUGCUUCCCUCAUCUCAGUAGGGGAUGGAGUGGGGACACCGAGAUGCGAGGGGUUUUGCCAUUGGACAAAGAAUGAGGUUAGAAGACUGCAGCUUCGGUCUCUCUAAGUUUUCAACUAUUUCUUCACAAUCUGAACACUUGACGGUUGUCCCUUUUAAUUUAUUUGAAGUGCUAUUUUUUUAAAUAAAGGUUCAUCUGUCCA